AUGGCUAGAACCAAGCAGACUGCCCGUAAGUCCACUGGUGGCAAGGCUCCCCGUAAGCAGCUCGCUUCCAAGGCCGCCCGCAAGGCCGCCCCCUCUACCGGUGGUGUCAAGAAGCCUCACCGUUACAAGCCUGGUACCGUCGCUCUCCGUGAGAUCCGUCGCUACCAGAAGUCCACUGAGCUUCUGAUCCGCAAGCUCCCCUUCCAGCGUCUGGUCCGUGAAAUUGCUCAGGACUUCAAGUCCGACCUUCGCUUCCAGUCCUCUGCCAUCGGUGCUCUUCAGGAGUCCGUUGAGGCCUACCUCGUCUCUCUCUUUGAGGACACCAACCUGUGCGCCAUCCACGCCAAGCGUGUCACCAUCCAGUCCAAGGACAUCCAGCUUGCCCGUCGUCUCCGUGGUGAACGUUCUUAA
This is a messenger RNA of Aspergillus puulaauensis, 411 nucleotides long. RefSeq names its product histone H3 (gene hhtA). Gene Ontology annotation, cellular component: nucleosome. Gene Ontology annotation, biological process: rRNA transcription. Gene Ontology annotation, molecular function: structural constituent of chromatin; protein heterodimerization activity; DNA binding. NCBI's taxonomy places the organism in Eukaryota, Fungi, Ascomycota, Eurotiomycetes, Eurotiales, Aspergillaceae. The transcript has 3 exons. The record is from RefSeq and is a predicted model, not a curated record. The coding region runs from base 1 to 411 and encodes 136 amino acids.